Molecule: messenger RNA, 5102 nt
Organism: Ananas comosus (pineapple)
Lineage: Eukaryota; Viridiplantae; Streptophyta; Magnoliopsida; Poales; Bromeliaceae
Product: transcription initiation factor TFIID subunit 2
Exons: 25
Coding region: 172-4329 (1385 amino acids)
Biological process (GO): transcription initiation at RNA polymerase II promoter
Cellular component (GO): transcription factor TFIID complex
Molecular function (GO): metallopeptidase activity; chromatin binding; zinc ion binding
Source: RefSeq, a predicted model, not a curated record
GUGCGGCCGCUCGAUCUCCCCGUGGAAGGCUCGGAGAGCGUCUAUAAAUAGACCCCAGAGCCCCUCUCGUAGCUCGCAAAAAGAUAUCGAGGGUGCUCCGCGCGUGGGAGCAAGCUCGCUCUCUCGCUCGCUUCGCUUCGUCCUCUCCCUCCUUCGAUCCAAGGACCAAGAAUGGCGAAGGCUCGGAGGCAGAAGAACGAGGAGCAGAAGCCCGAGAUCUCAGGAGCGGUCGUCCUCCACCAGAAGCUAUGCCUCUCGAUCGAUAUGGAGAAUCGGAGAGUAUACGGGUGCACUGAUUUGAAAAUUCUUCUACCAAAGGGUGAGCGUAUAGCAUUGCAUGCUGACAAUAUGACGAUUAGAGCUGUGUCUGUUGAUGGGGAAUCAGCCCAGUUUGAACACUUUCCACAUUGUCAAGUUCUUGACGAUGAGAGAUGGUCUUCUGUAUCAUGUUCCAAGUCAGCUGCUGAUGCGGCAUGCUUAGCAUACCUUUCAUCUCUUAGUAGGGAAAUUGUACCCAAUCUCAUUAUAUUAUGUAAUAGAUCUACAAAAUCAACCAGCGAACAAGGUGGCCAGGAAAAUGACGGAAAUAUAGUUCAAAAUUCUUCUGAGGAACAGAUUGUUAAUGGCUGCAAUGGUUUCUUGGAAGAAAAGAAUGUCAAGUUGGUCCACAUUGAUUAUUGGUUAGAGAGAGCAGAAACCGGCAUCCAUUUUGGAAACAGUUUGUUAUAUACUGAUAAUCAGAUAAGACGAGCUCAUUGCUGGUUCCCUUGCAUGGAUAGCAUUGAGCAACGUUGCUCCUUUGAUAUGGAGUUUACAGUUAACACUAAUUAUGUGGCUGUCAGCAACGGUCGCUUACUUUAUCAGGUUUUAAGCAAAGAUGAUCCUUCAAGGAAAACAUAUGUUUAUAAGUUGAGCACUCCAGUUAAUGCUGGAUGGAUAUCUUUGGCUGUCGGUCCAUUCAAAAUCCUUCCUGACAGGCAUAAUACCAAUGUAUCACAUAUGUGUUUUUCUCCCAACUUUUCAAAGCUUCAAAACACUGUUGAGUUUUUCCAUAAUGCGUUUAGCUAUUAUGAAGAUUACCUUUCCAUGUCAUUUCCAUUUGAUUCAUACAAACAGAUUUUCAUCCCAUCUGAAGUCACGGUAUCAUCUGUGAGCUUGGGAGCCUCCAUGUGUACUUUCAGUUCUGAUGUCUUAUAUGAUGAAAAUGUUAUAGAUCAGACAAUUGAUACGAGAAUUAAACUUGCAUAUUCCCUGGCUAGACAAUGGUUUGGAGUGUUUAUUACUGCAGAGGAACCGAAUGAUGAAUGGUUGUUGGAUGGUUUAGCUGGUUUUCUCACUGAUAACUUUAUUAAGCGUUUUCUUGGAAAUAACGAGGCACGCUAUCGGCGUUUCAAGGCCAAUUGUGCUGUUUGUAGAGCUGAUGUCAGUGGUGCAACAGCUUUAAGCUCCUCUGCUGCUUCAAGUGAUUUAUAUGGAACUCAAAAUAUUGGUGUAUACGGAAAAAUUCGUUCAUGGAAAGCCGUAGCAGUUCUUCAAAUGCUGGAGAAGCAAAUGGGCCCAGACUCUUUUCGUAAGAUUCUGCAGAUGAUUGUGGGUAGAGCUUUUCCUACCUCUGGAUCUGUAAGAACUCUUAGUACGAGGGAGUUCAGGCACCUAGCCAAUAAGGUUGGAAAUCUGGAGCGUCCAUUUCUAAAAGAAUUUUUUCCUCGAUGGGUUGAAUCCUGUGGAUGUCCUGUUAUGAGGAUGGGAAUUUCUUAUAACAAAAGGAGAAACAUGAUUGAAUUAGCUGUUGUGCGAGGUUGCACAGCAAAAAGUGGUUCUAUUUCUGGCAGUAAUCCAGAUGAUGGGAUUCAAGAAGGUGAUGCUGGAUGGCCAGGAAUGAUGAGCAUUCGUGUUCAUGAACUUGAUGGGAUGUAUGAUCAUCCAAUUGUACCAAUGGCUGGGGAAAGUUGUCAAGUGUUGGAGAUACAGUGUCAUUCCAAACUAGCUGCAAAACGUUUUCAGAAACCUAAGAAAGGUUCAAAGCCUGAUGGCUCCGACGACAAUGCAGAUGCUGUUCUAACUCAGGACAAUCGCACUGGCAUUGAUUCGCCUUUACUGUGGAUCAGAAUUGACCCAGAGAUGGAGUACCUUGCUGAAAUUCAUUUUCAUCAACCUAUUCAGAUGUGGAUUAAUCAACUGGAGAAAGACAAGGAUGUCAUCGCUCAGUCACAAGCAAUUUCAGUAUUGGAGAAACUACCACAACUUUCUUUCUCUGUUGUCAAUGCUCUAAAUAAUUUCCUCAAUGAUUCUAAGGCAUUUUGGAGAGUUAGAAUUGAAGCAGCAUAUGCUCUGGCGCUAACAGCUUCUGAGGACACUGAUUUGGCUGGCCUACUACAUUUGGUCAAGUUUUAUAAGAGUCGAAGAUUUGAUGCGGAUAUAGGAUUACCAAGGCCAAAUGAUUUCCGAGAUGUCCCAGAGUAUUUUGUUCUUGAGGCUAUACCACAUGCCGUGGCUCUGGUCAGGGCAGCAGACAAGAAAAGCCCAAGAGAAGCCAUUGAGUUUGUCCUGCAAUUGCUAAAGUACAAUGAUAACAAUGGAAACCCCUACUCUGAUGUCUACUGGCUCGCUGCUAUGGUCCAAGCCAUUGGUGAUCUUGAAUUUGGUCAGCAGAGUGUGCUUCUAUUAUCAUCGCUUCUCAAGCGUAUUGAUCGGCUACUGCAAUUUGACAGUCUUAUGCCUAGCUACAAUGGAAUUUUGACUAUAAGUUGCAUUCGCGCCCUCGCACAGAUUGCAUUAAAGAUGUCAGCCUCCGUACCUCUUGAUCGUGUUUGUGAGUUGAUUAAACCAUUUCGGAGCAUGGAUAAAAUAUGGAAAGUUCGAAUAGAAGCAAGCAGGGUGCUUCUGGAUCUUCAGUUUCACAGUAAAGGCCUUGAUGCAGCUAUAUCUUUGUUCUUAGAAUUUAUAGGUGAAGAGCAAUCCUUACGAGGGGAGACAAAGCUGGCUACUCAUGUUAUGCGUUUAUGCCAACUAAAUAAUGAAUCUCACUCCGGUAGUCAAGUAUCUUGCUCAACUCUUGUUGCUCUGCUCCGCCUUCUUGCAAGCAGGAAAGCAUUCAACAAUGUCUUUCUUCGGCACCAUGUGUUCUGCAUUUUGCAAAUUUUUGCAGGAAGGUCACCAACACUUUGUGGCAUUCCAAAGGAACUUCCUCCUGUGUUGGCUCCGGAUACAAGUAGUGAUCAGCAGAACAGAUCUUCUUCCCUAACGCUGAAGAUUCCAAGACCUCAAGAUCCUCCCAUUGAGACACCUAAUCCAUGUGACACUUUGCCCACUGCUGAAACUGCGAAAGACGUGCGCGAUAUUGUUUCUAAUUGCAGCGAGAGAAGGACUAAUAUUGUGAAACUCCGGGUUAAGAAAACUUCAUCAUCCAGUAAAGCAGAUGGUAUUGAUCACCAGGUGGACCAAUCUCGUGCUGGAGGGCCAAAUGAAAGUGAACUGGGUCCUUGCAGUUCGGCUUCUGUGGAUGCACCUCCUAGGGAAGCAAAUGAACGCUUGAACGUAACAAACCGAAACAAUGAUGCAAACUCUUCGCAUGAUCAAGAAUCAAGGAUGACUGCAAGCAUGAGGGAGGCAAAUGCACGACCGAAAAUUAUGAUCGCAAAUGAUGAAGACGUGAACUCUUUGCAUGAUCAAGAAUCAAGAAUGACUGCAAGUAUAGGCAGUGCCAAAUUAGGGAACAAGCAAGAGAUCUCUAUGGAAUUGCAAUGUACGGCUGAUUCAAGGCUAGAUUCUCUUUUAAAGGACCGGCUGUCUCCCACCGCAAAGGAUGGUGUUGAAAUUGGUCAUGUAAAUGUUCCUGAUCAUGCGCUCUCUAUGGUAAGACACAGUGUAGAACAAGCUCGACUGUCGACUGAUGAUCAGGAUGCAAAAAAAAAGAAAGAAAAGAAAGAGAAGGAGAGAAAACGGAAGCAAGAGGAUAAAUUAGGCAAGAAAAACGAUCCAGAGUAUCUGGAAAGAAAGCGUCUAAAGAAGGAGAAAAAGCGGAUGGAGAAAGAAUUGGCAAAGAUUAGUAGGACAGAAAGGGCUUCUUCACUAGAUAUGCAAAACUUGGUGAAGCCUGAGCCACAAGGAACUUUGACCUCUGGGAAGUCGCAUGCGGCAAUGAGCUUGGAUCCUAAGGCUUCAAAUAGACAAGAAGCAGCAGUUCCUUUGACCCCAGGAGAGUCCAACACAUUACAGAGUGCUGAACCUCAAGUUUCAAACAGAGAGGCAAUCGUCGAGGGUAUGCAAACCAGCUCAGCUCCCAGAAUAAGGAUCAAAAUUAAAAGCAGGAGCAUCGGCAACAUUUAAUCAUCAUCUUAGCACAAAGUCUUAUAUAAGACAAUGUACAAUAGAAAUGAAAUGAGGUAAGUUGUACAAUUUACGCCCAUUUUUCUCUUGGCUUACCUUGCUAGUAAAGUACGCCUCCAUGCCAAUAUUUUUCAGGUGUGAGGGCUUGAGUGAAGGUUGUCUUUAGUUGGCCUGGUGAAAUGUAGUAGUGUAGUUGUGCAGAUUAACUUUCAGCUUUAGCACAUUAGUAUUAUUUAGUUCUUCGAGUACCUAAGUCUAGGUUCGGUGUUGAAUCCCACAUUUGCUUGAUUUUUGUAGUUCUAGUUGUUCUACUGGGAUGAUCUUGGUGUAGUACCUACUUGGAGACAGUAGACUUGGGAAUGUUCAGUUUGACCUAAGCCGCUCAUUUGCAGCAUUGCACUAAAUAAGCAGAAUCAAGUACGGAAGAUACAAGUGCUCAAUAUUAUAGGAAACCUUUUUUUAGACACCUAUUUUACCUUCCAUCGGAAUUUUUGUGCGAUAUUGUGUUGUCCAAGAGCCAUGUAUGGGUACAUGGUACAGUAGAGCCAAAGCAGGGAAGGUGCCAUAGUAGAAGCAAUCUAGGAAAAUAACCGAGUUAUCCAUGGUUUUAUCAGGUCCCGAGCCUUCUUUGGAAUAGGUCAAGGGAAAGGGAUCAUAAGAUUUUCAGGAUCUAAUGUAAUCGGGUUUUAGCUUGAGACUAAAGUAUCCCUUUGAUAAAUGAUAACAUGUAAUACAGCAUGUUAAUAAUACAGCACGCUAAAAUUGUUUAUGCA